Symbiodinium sp. CCMP2592 is the source of this 3441-nucleotide messenger RNA. NCBI's taxonomy places the organism in Eukaryota, Dinophyceae, Suessiales, Symbiodiniaceae. The record is from the annotation of a GenBank genome assembly.
AUGACGAGCAGCCCAACGACCAGCUUGCCACCUGCUGCGUGUGACUAUUAUGAACCACAUGACAUGGAGGAGGAUGCUGAUGCUGUCAGUCUUGCUGCAAGCAGUGCGGCGACAUCAGUCAUGGAAGUUGUGGAUGGAAAGGUUGAAGAGCCGGAGAGUCCGGGACCGUGCUUGGUGGUGGCUCCAGCUCAGCAGUCCAUGGCAGGAGACACAAGCGACUCAGAGUCGGAUGGGGAAGCUCCCUUGCAGCGUCCUGCCACAGGUGACGACAACGAGGAUGAUGAGGCCUGUGUCCAGAAGACUUGGCACAGGGGUGUCAAUUGUGGCUCGUGGGUUGGCACUUUGGGCUCUGCAUGUCUGCAAGCUCAAAGUCAAGUGCUUGUGGCAAAUGUGGUGGCCAAUGUGCAAGCCUGUGAGAAGAAAACAAUGAAGCACGUGUUGUCGCAGAUUCGACCUGGAUGUUCUGUGAGUGGCCAAAAGGUGUCUUUUCCUAUCUUUGCAGCCAGCCGGUUUCUUGGUCUGGGCGCGUAUACCGUGCGCAAUGUGUGGGAGAAGCUGCAGAGGAGCCAGUGGCAGCCCCAGUCCAGCUACGGCGGUCGACAACCGAGACGUGCCUCGAGUACUGAAGAGGUGCCUGCGACAGGUGGAGACCCUUCAGAGAAUGUUGAAGACGAUCACGUGCCUGAGAAAGUGCGGGCCAUGGAGAAUGUGUGCCUGCUUGCCAUUUCCUGUGCAGUUGAAGGUCAAAGUGGCUGGGCUUAUGAGCGCCAAGCCGCUCGCUGGAAGGAAGCCGGCGUGCACAUUGGCACCGCGUUACACAGCAGACGAUUUUUCCGGGAGGUGACUCACGUGGCUUCAUUAGUCCUGUCCCAGCUUGAAGGCCUCCAAUGGUCUGUGCCUGUGUUAAGCACCGGGUGCCCUUCAGACUUUGCCCUCAUGCUUGAUCCAGUGUCUUUGGGUUCUGGCUUCAGUGCGAAGCACGAGACGGUUCUCAUGGUGACUAUGAUGCUAGUGAACAGCACUGGAAACCUCAUGGUGCCUAUGUGUGCCUCCCCCACCCUUGGAAUAGGUGAUCACAGAGGGGAUAAGUUGGUCGACCUGACUUUGAAGUGUCUGGAAGAUCAUCCAGGUGUCUUCGAUAGAGAGACCCUGAGGGCCCGACUGAGCCUGGUGGCUGGAGAUGGCGGAAUCGUGGCUGGUGGAAAGCAGCACCGCCACAAAUCAACAGGUGCGGCUGAGAAGCUGUGGAAACGCAUCCACGGUGACUCGGAGUCAGCAAUGGAUUGUGUUGACUGGGAUGCUUUUCACAGAGAUGACAUCAGCUUCAGCCGGGCAGUUGCGAGAACGCAGGCUGCCGCCGAGCUUUUUGCUCUUGCGAAAGAUUUGGACCAUCUCUUCAACUAUGGCGAUGGCAGGAUUAUUUUUCGAUCCUUGCAAAAAGAGCUCGACGUGGCUAGUGGUCAGGUGCGACAGACUGGUGGAACACGAAAGGUUGGUGCCUUGUCCUUGGUGCCUGAAAGCAUACUGCAGCACCUGAAAAGGAUAACCGUGGGUCUACGACUUCGUUACGAGUGGCGCAAAGAGGGCCAUGGUAACUUUACUUUGGAUCGCCUUACUCAAAUCUCAAGACGACUGCUCGAUCCUGCAUUUCUUACCUUCACCAUGCUUAUGAGUGAUGUAACGCGUGGCCCGGUCCGGCACCAUGCCUUGCUUGUGCAAGGUGCAUUGGAGCCAUGGGCUUGCAAACGUGCAGACAGUGCAUAUGUCGACGAACUUAGUGCCUGUUUGCGUGGCUAUGAGUGGUUGGAGACGUGUGUUCAAGUCACGACCUUGCUGGCUCAGCACUGUUCUUUGGCAGAGAGAGCUUGUUUCCUGGUUGCCUGGAGCUCUGAGAAGAAGCAUCGAAUGUACACAGGGACUUUUUUGAAGUUCGCUGCCAAAAUUCUGCUUCAGAUACCACCUUCUGUGGCUGAUGUGGAGCUUGCGGUGGAGUUGCCUGAGCAGUACACCAAAGGCCGUGCCGCAGGACCCCAUUGCCAGUGCCCUGGAGAAUUGCUUUCCUUGAAGAGCCGGGGCAAGGUCCCUUCUGUGAGACUUUGCAACUGGACAGUGCAUGAAAAGCGAAAGUGUGGUCGCAAGUGCAGCAAGCUGUGCGGGAAGGUCCUUCGAGUGCCUUUUUGGGUAGCCCAGUCCUCCAACACGAAAGAUGGUGCUUUGACAGAGAACGUUCCGACAGCCAUGUACCAUUAUGUCCUCAAAGUACUUGAUGGAAUCCGUCUGGCAAGAGGAUUUGUUGAACGCUUGCAGAAUGAAUUUCAGGAAAUUAUUGGCACCGUGGGUGUUAAUGACGAGAUGAUGUUGCUGGUGGAGAAGAUGCAAUCUUGCUUCGCAUGGCAGCGAUUGGUGACUUCACCUCCAUCCCAGACGGAUUGUGAAAGCUUCCUGACUGUUUGGCAACUGCUGGAGCCAUUUUUGGCUAAGUGUCUGUGGCCUGAUCCGCAGGCAUAUCCGUUGCGUAGCUUGAGCUGGGAUUUGGCGGUUAAAGAGAAGGACCGUCAGUAUAGACUGUUCUGCAAGCGAGUGCGGCUAAUUGCUGCUGCGUCCCAGGGAACAGAAAUCAGCUCGGCAGUGCCUGAAGACGUGGCUGCAGAAGCAGCUGGAUGGUGGGAGACAUCAACAUAUGUCGUGCGUCCAGUGUGGGUGCUAGGUUGGGUCAAGAUGUUCCUUCUGAAGAUGCUGCCCCCCAACACGAUCAGAAAGAUUCAGUGGGACAUUACAGACCGAGUGUCUCGAUUUUUGCUGGGUGACAUGCUGCCGGCUGCUGCUUGGUCCAGGCAUGAAGUUCCGGUGCCUGAGGUAUUGGAAGCCUUCAAGUAUGGGAGAAGAAAGAGAAAGAAGACGAUGACUCGGUCUUCAGGUGGCUUGCGGAGUUGGAAGGGGAAGGUGGUGCGAAUUGUUGACAUGCUGCGUCGAAUACGACCGGAACGUGUGUCUGCUACCAUUGAUUCUCAUCCGUGCCUGAUCUGUACUUCGCUGUUGGUUUCGUGCCUGAAGACGGUGCCCCCCUUGCUCGAGCUUCUGCGUGGCAUGCCGUCAGACUUCACCACAGAUGCCGCCUCCUCCGUGGGCCAGAAGCCGCGUGCGAGCGCUUGGGGUCAUUUGCCCACCAGCAAUGGAGGGCUGUUGCUGAGCGCAAAGAUGUCUCCGCUUCACCUUCGACCUGAUGGCAUGACUGAAAGUGGCCACGAUGCGGAGCUCUUCAACAUCCUGCAGGUGAAUGGGCUUGAAGUUGGAGAUGACAAGCUCAAGCUUUGGCAGUGUCUGCGGGCCUUCAGCGACUCCGGCACAGACAACCGGCUUCAUCGACAUUGCGUGUACAUGGACACUGACGCUGGCAAGAAGUGGCAGCAGGAAAGGGACUGGGACAUCAAAGGAGAUUGA